CAGCUGCGUCCCGCGCGCGCCUCGCCGCCCCGCAGCUGCCCCUCCGCCUGUAUCUGCACCUCCGACCUGCUGAGCUGCAGCCGGCAGACCCUGCAGCGCGUGCCCCGUGCGCUGCCGCCCACCGCCACCACGCUGGACCUGAGCCACAACGCGCUGAGCCAGCUGCAGGACGGCUGGCUGGCCGCGCUGCCGCACCUCGAGGCUCUGCACGUCGGCCACAACCAGAUCGGCGAGCUGUCCCCGCGGGCCUUCCACAACGCGUCCUGCCUGCGGCACCUCGACAUGUCCUCCAACCGCCUGCGCGCCGUCGAGAAGCACUACUUCGAGGAGCUGGUGAGCCUGGAGGAGCUCCUGCUCUACAACAACCGCAUCGCGCGGGUGGACGAGAACGCCUUCGCCAAGCUGAGCGGGCUGAGGAAGGUGUACCUGAGCUGGAACAACCUCACCUCCUUCCCCUUCCACGCGGUGCAGGGCCUGGGCAACUUCAGCCUGCGCACGCUGGACCUGUCCUCCAACAGCCUGAGCAGCCUGCCUGUGGAGGAGCUGGCGGCGCUGCCCGAGCACGUCCGCAACGGCCUCUACCUGCACAACAACCCCGUGCGCUGCAGCUGCCCGCUCUACCUGAUGCUGCAGCGCUGGAGGCAGCGGGGCUUCAGCUCCGUGCGGGAUUUCUUCGAGGAGCACACCUGCAAGGUAUCCGACGCCGUGCCGCGCUCCCUGAUCAAGCUCCUCAAGUACAACCACCUGUUUGAGAACUGCUCAGCCGAGCCAGACCCCGCGCAGCCCGUGCCCUUCCCGGUGACGGUGGGCCGGGUGCUGCUGCUGGCCUGCAACGCCAGCCUGCCCCACGUCGCCUACAUGUGGAUCUCCCCACACCACGAGCCCAUCUGGCCCCCAGGGAACGCCAACCGUUCCGUCGAGGUGUUCCUCAACGGCAGCUUGCGUAUUGCGUCCGCCCAGCCCUGGCACUCGGGGGUCUACGUCUGCUUGGCCAUCGACGGCCCCCGCAACGUCAGCCGGCUGUGCGAGGUCAACGUGACGGUGCAUUACUCCAAGCCAGAUGGGGAGGCGUUCAGCACCGGCCUGACCACGCUGCUGGGCUGCAUCGUCAGCCUACUGCUGGUGCUCGUCUACCUGUUUGUGACGCCGUGCCGCUGCCCGCCGUGCUGCAGGACGGCCCCCCCCAGCCCCCCGCAGGAGUGCAGCGCACAGUCCUCCAUCCUCAGCGCCACACCGCCCACCACCGACGGGCCCAGCCGCAGGGCCAGCAAGCACGUGGCCUUCCUGGAGCCUGCCCGCGAGGUGCUGGAUGGCAAGGAGCGCCAGGUGCCCGCUGAGGGCCUCCCCGACGGCAGGCACCCUAAGGUGCUGCAGCUGCGCUCGGACACCGAGUCCAUCAGCUCCGUCUUUUCAGACACCCCCAUCGUGUCGUAG
Meleagris gallopavo (turkey) is the source of this 1434-nucleotide messenger RNA. It is a transcript of the gene AMIGO3, whose product is annotated as adhesion molecule with Ig like domain 3. Gene Ontology annotation, biological process: brain development. The record is from RefSeq and is a predicted model, not a curated record. Gene Ontology annotation, molecular function: protein binding. NCBI's taxonomy places the organism in Eukaryota, Metazoa, Chordata, Aves, Galliformes, Phasianidae. Gene Ontology annotation, cellular component: membrane.